This is a messenger RNA of Endocarpon pusillum Z07020, 1341 nucleotides long. RefSeq lists its product as uncharacterized. NCBI's taxonomy places the organism in Eukaryota, Fungi, Ascomycota, Eurotiomycetes, Verrucariales, Verrucariaceae. The coding region runs from base 1 to 1341 and encodes 446 amino acids. The transcript has 3 exons. Gene Ontology annotation, cellular component: nucleus. The record is from RefSeq and is a predicted model, not a curated record. Gene Ontology annotation, molecular function: DNA binding.
AUGGGCAAGAAGAAGCGUGGUCAUCCCGAUGUCGAGGAGAUUCUCAGCAGGCCAUGGUGCUACUACUGCGAGCGCGAUUUCGAUGACCAGAAAGUGCUUAUCAAUCAUCAAAAGGCGAAGCACUUCAAGUGCGAAAGAUGUGGCAGAAGGUUGAAUACCGCGGGUGGUCUUUCGGUACACAUGAGCCAAGUGCAUAAGGAGACCCUUUCUGCUGUCGACAACGCCUUACCAAAUCGUGCAGGUCUUGAUAUAGAGAUCUUUGGUAUGGAGGGGAUCCCAGAGGACAUCAUACAACAACACAAUCAGCGCGUUCUGACGCAGUAUCAUCAAGCUGAGGCAGAACGUAGGGUAGCAAGUGGCAGUGCUGGAGGUGCUGGUGGAGCUGCCGCAGGAAGUCAACCGAAAAAGCCUAAAUUCGAGUCGCCUGCCGACCUGAAAAGGCGCCUUGCAGAGCACAAAGCUAAGCUAGCAGCAGAGCAACAAAAUGGAGGAAGUAGUGGCGGCGCCAGCAGCGUCCCUGGGAACGCCUCUUUCAACUUUCCCGGAGGUUAUAGUCAGCCUCUUCAACAGGGCCCUCCAUUCCAGCCGCCGGGUGGUGCUUUUGUUCAGCAGCCACCAUUCUCCCCGCCGCCUUUUCAAAAUCAAGCCCCGUAUCCAAAUCCGCAAUAUCCGCCGCAAAUGACGCAGACAAGCCCGCAACCAUUCCAAGGACCGUCUCUAGGCGGACCUCAUGUGGGCCCUCCUCGUCCAUUUGGAGCGGGAUCCCCCGUUCAGCAGUUUGGCUUCCAACAACAACAGCCACCUCGGAUUCAUACCCCACCGCAAAGCAGCGCACCUCCGCAACGAUCACUAUCGGGCAGUCUCCCGCCAGCUCCUGGCCUUCCACAGCGGCCAGCGUUUGGUGCGCCACAUGUCAAUCAUUUUCAAAUGCAGCAAAUGCAUCAAGGUCAGAUUCCUGGUCCUCCCAAUCAGCCGGUGAAUCAAGCCGCUCCUGCAGCAACAUUGCAACCGAACAGCCUCCCACAACCGCCAGCUGUACAAUCGCAAAUCACGCAGCAGUUGCGGAGCAACGAAACAUCUUUAGACGAUCUCAUCCUGGGAGCUUCGAAGCAGGCGGAAGAGGCAGUAACGGCGCAAGCAGCAGCUGAAACUCCCAAGGCCGUUGACCAGCCUUCUAAGAAGCCUCCGGAAACCCCUGCUGGUGAGCCUGCGGAAGAAAAGAAGGACAAAAAGGAGAAAUCAAAGGCCGCCCAUCUUGUAUAUUCUGACCAAGAAACCAGUCCAGAGGAGAAGAUGGCAAGAAUGCCCAGGUACGCUUUCACUCCAGAAAAAGCAAGGUAG